This is a messenger RNA of Trichoplusia ni (cabbage looper), 2930 nucleotides long. RefSeq names its product large subunit GTPase 1 homolog. Gene Ontology annotation, molecular function: protein binding; GTP binding. The transcript is spliced from 14 exons. The record is from RefSeq and is a predicted model, not a curated record. The coding region runs from base 133 to 2682 and encodes 849 amino acids. Lineage: Eukaryota; Metazoa; Arthropoda; Insecta; Lepidoptera; Noctuidae.
CUUGACGUCAAUGUCAAAAACACACGGGAAAAUAUAAAAAAGUGCAAUACUGCAGAGGUGCAAUUCAACGAAUCAUAAUAGUUAAAUGUAUUGUGUUUUUUAUCACAUAUUAUACUAACAAAUAAACAUAAAAUGGAGCUAAGCUCUCUAGAUUAUGUGGCUCAAGCCUGUAUGGAUUUAAAUGAGGCUAUGAGCACAGUUCAAAGUGAGGCUGAACGCGAUACUCUUAUAGUUAAUCAUAUCAAGAAAGUUUGGCCUACAGUGAUUCCGAUAGACGACUUCAAGAAGAAUUUAGAAUGGGUGAAUGUUUCUGAACCGAUAUCAUUGGCACAGCAUUGUGCUGAUAAGGUAGUGAUCUUAGACUUCUGGACAUAUUGCUGCAUCAACUGCUAUCAUGUGCUGCCAGACCUGGCUCAUAUUGAGAAACUGCAUAAAGUGGAAAAUGGACUAGUUGUGCUAGGUGUACACUGUGCUAAGUUCACAAAUGAGAAAGACUCAUCAAAAGUGUUGGCUGCAGUACAGAGGUACAACAUCCAUCACCCUGUGGUGAACGAUGCAGACAGUUACAUGUGGGAGACAAUGGGGAUCCGGUGCUGGCCCACAUUACUCAUUUUAGGUCCCGGAAACAAGCCAUUGUUUGUACUGACUGGCGAGGGUCAUAAAGACGAACUGGUGUGGUUCGUGGGCAAUACGCUGCGUCACUUCGGCACCCGCAUUGCGACGACACCGCUCCCUAUGUCGCUAUCUGGACAAGUGAAACGCAAGGAAGAGGAUAUGCUGUACUUUCCUAGUAAGCUGGCCCUCAACCCGUUCUACCGCGGUCGUACAGACGAGCCAUUCCUGGCGAUAUCGGACACCGGCCACCAUCGAGUGCUGCUCACGGAUUGUUCCGGGAUAGUGCUGCGGAUCAUCGGCGGCUGUGAACCAGGCUUUAAAGAUGGCAAACUUGUGGACGCGCAGUUCGACUCGCCUCAAGGUCUCUGCUGGUUGUCAAGCAACGUGCUGGCCGUGUGCGACACUAACAACCACAGCGUGCGCGCCAUACACCUGGACGAAGGGACUGUCGAAGUACUGGCGGGCACUGGACAACAAGGCGUCUAUGGUGAUCAAGGUACUAAAAGGUGUAAAAGAUAUUAUUACACACAACGGAAGUCAAUGAUGGCUUUGACUGGGGCCGUCUUUAAUCUCCAAUCUGUAACUGCUGAGUCCUCUCUCCAAGAGUUCCUCUCUACCGCUGAACUGGCACAGAGAGAGCCCACAUGGUCACCAGGUAUAACAGCUGAAGAAGAACAAAUUACUCGCGAACGUGAGUCCUUCUUAGACUGGCGUCGCCAUCUCAACGAGUUGCAAGCCAAGCUCGGAGCGGCGGUCACACCAUAUGAAACGAAAACAUUGAACUGUGGAAGCAGCUGUGGAGGACACUUGAGAAGUCCGAUGGGUUCUGCUUCUGUUAGAUGCAAGGAAUCCAUUGUUGUUCAGCUAAACCAACAAAUGAGCGUAAAAAUAUCAGAAGCCAGUGAAGGUUCUGCCACCAAAGAGGAAAUAGAUUCGGAAACCGAUUCGGCAAUCUCCGACCACGAUCCGGAAUCCGAAGAUGACGUCAUAGACCCGAACGACCUAAAUUGUACAGAAAAAGAUAUAGAAAUGUUCAAACAGCAAUUAGGAGAUUUGGACAAAGCUGUGUGCAACACUGCAAACAAAAUUGACAAGAUUCAAGAAGUACUGGAAAGGGUUGUCGAAAAUUUAAGACUGGGUAAACCUGUUGAAGAUUACCCUCCAUCAGAAAUUCAGGAAGAAGUCAAAGAAGAGCAAGUACAGAAUUCACAUGAGAUAUUUGACAGGGAGAAACUUCUAGAAGUGUUGAAGAGGCAGAAUGUUGAGGAGAAAAAGAAUCCCCCACGAUUGAGCGUUGGUAUGAUUGGUUACCCCAAUGUCGGGAAGUCUAGUACUGUCAAUGUUUUGAUGCAGACUAAGAAAGUAAGUGUGAGCUCAAUGCCCGGUCACACACGACACAUUCAGUCACUGAUCUUAGAUGAUGACAUCGAGCUGCUCGACUGCCCUGGUCUGGUAUUGCCAGCUUACGCCGUCGCCCCGGACUUGCUCUUGACGGCUGUGUUGCCAAUUGAUCAGAUGCGUGCCCACGACGCGGCCAUGGCUCGCCUGUGCCAGUUGGUCCCCAAACACACGUUCGUCGAGAAGUACGGGCUGCUGCUUCCUGAUGACGGGUCCAAAGAGCCUGAUUACAAGCAGAUACUUACUGCUCAUGCUUACAACAGAGGCUUCAUGACGGCAGCGGGGCAGCCGGACCAGUCCCGCUCAGCCCGGAUCAUGCUGAAGGAGGCCGCCAGCGGCCGUCUGCGCUGGGCGCAGCUCCCGCCGCACUGCGCGCCGCAACCGGUGGACGACAUGCUGCGGGACAGGAGGAACGAGAAGAGGAAGCCCACGCCCAUGGAAGCCAGGAUGGUUGAGGGAUGGAAAAACAAAUCAUCGGAAAUCGACAAGGCGUUCUUCGCGAUGCAGAAGAGUGGGGCACACGUUAAAGGCAAACCUAUAACCGGUAUCGUGGGAGUGCAGUCUGCUGAGCAACAGCUCAGUAAGCCCUGGAAACAAGAAAAGAAACACGCGAAUAAGAAUAAGAGAGAAAAGCUAAGGCGAAAGUAUUCGCAUUUGGACGAACAUUGAUGUUAGAAAGGGACGAAUGUUUGUGGUACUUGUGUGUAUGAAAAGGAUGGAUGAAGUUUUAUACGAAUGUUACGGACGAAGUUAGUACGAAUUAGGUGCAAUAUCAACAAAAAUCAAACCUAGUUUUUUCGUUAUAUGUACACUUACCACCUAAGUCUAUUAGCUUUUUCCGUAAUAUUCUGAUACUUUUAUAAUUACUAUUGUUGCAAUUCAGGUUCCAAAAUAAACAAUAAAUGCAUUUAAUGUAC